This is a messenger RNA of Laetiporus sulphureus 93-53, 4404 nucleotides long. RefSeq lists its product as uncharacterized. NCBI's taxonomy places the organism in Eukaryota, Fungi, Basidiomycota, Agaricomycetes, Polyporales, Laetiporaceae. Gene Ontology annotation, cellular component: mitotic spindle; spindle microtubule; microtubule organizing center. The record is from RefSeq and is a predicted model, not a curated record. Gene Ontology annotation, molecular function: microtubule binding. The transcript has 11 exons. Bases 125 to 4159 code for a protein of 1344 amino acids. Gene Ontology annotation, biological process: mitotic spindle assembly.
AUGCGUCCGCAACCGUGACCACGCCGUUUUGGUUCGCCUACAAUUGUCCUCCUCCUUCGCCAAAACAUAAUAUUCUUCGCGUGCCUGCUUGCCGUCAGAAAGCCCCUCCAGAUCUGAUACGGCCAUGGAUGACUCCGCGGUGACGCGGCUCAUCAAUCAGUGCAGCAAGGCAAACGAUGUCGAUGCGAAGGUGGAUGCUGUUACGAAGCUUCAGGCUGAGUUUGAGGCCGGCGCGGAGAUCCCGGACCAAGAUGCCCUCAUCGCGGUUCUCAAGGCGUGUCUGCGGACAGCAAAUCAACAUCUGACGACUGCUACUCUGUCUGCCUUGCCGCCGCUUCUCCCUCUCCUUAUCGCCCGUAACGACCUCGCCCGUUCGUCCUCCGGUUCGCCAAAGCCGGCUGCUGCCUCCACCUCCUCCGCCACACCGUCUUCCAUCGACGCUCAUGCGCUGCGCCACGUCCUCACAGCGUUCCUGCCUCCCGGAGGCGUCAUCGACCGCCUCGGAGACAGCAGGGAGAAGGCACGGGAGAAGGCGCGAGAAACGCUGGUUGUGCUGGGUGGUCUGGCCUUCCGGAACGGGGGUACUGGCUCGGUCAUGAACAGGUCGAGAGAUGGAAAGGGCCCAGAGACUCCCCUGAUGAUAUUCGAGAAGCAUCUCAGGGAGAAUGGGCUUGCCAGUAAGGUUUGGCGGGUGAGAGAGCAGUCAAUGAUGACGCUCGUACAAGUUCGCCGCAUCCAUCACCUCUUCCCAAUCCGCUCCUACCUCCCUGCACUCGUGGAGGCACUCGAAGACACCGACGGCGCCGUGCGUGAAUGCGCACGGCAAUCAGUCGUUGAACUAUUCACCGGCCCGGGCGUUACAGAUGCCGCACGGGCCGAUCUCAAGAAGGAAAUGGCGAGGAAGGCCGUACGCAAGGGCAUCGUCGACAGCGUGCUGUCAAAGGUUCUGUCCGGCAGCGGUGGCGGCACCAGCACGCCAGGCACCAUGAGCGAGGCGGGCUCGGAGAACGGUGAUGCUAACCCAAGGGAGUAUGUGCCGCCCAGCAUCGCGCUGAUGAGCCGACGGCCGGCUCAGCCGGUAGGUACCAGUGCGGGCGCGAGUGCGAGCGGUAGCGCUCUGCCCCGAACAACGAGCCAGGGGAGUAUUCGAGAUCUUGCGAGACCCGCGAGCCGGGCUGCCGCGGUGGUCUCACCGCCGCCGAUGGAAAGCGCGGGAGCCGGGGGCAGCAGCGGUGCGGACGUUCGACCGAUUUACAUUGCAUCCGCUCAUGAUCUUGAGAACGAAUUCGCUUCCAUGCUCAAGCACUUCGAGGCAAGUGGUAAAGAGACAGAACACAAUUGGGCGCCUCGCGAACAAUCUAUUCAACGCGUCCGUGGGAUGCUAAAAGGAGACGUGCAGGAACGAUAUGCGGAAGCUUUCUUGUUCGGACUGAAGAAUGGAUUUAUAACAGCGUCGCUCAAAACGCUGGCCAGUCUGCGGACAACUGUCGCAGGGAACACAUGCUUCUUGUAUUCUGAGCUUGCGAUCACUCUCGGUUUUGCUAUCGAUCCCUUCUGUGAUAUAUUACUCUCCAAUCUGCUGAAGAUGGCCAGUCUCACGAAGAAGAUUACUGCGCAGCACUCACAAGCAACCGUUACCACAAUUCUCUCACAUACGUCACCGCAAGUAAGGUUGGUGACGCCACUUCUGUGGAACUCUCUGCAAGACAAGUCGAUUCAGAUGCGAGGGUAUGUGGUCGGCCAUGUCAAGACGUAUAUUCAGGUGCAUUGUACGCGCUCAAGACACGCAGUGGAAGCUGCAGGCGGCCAGGAAUUGCUUGAAAAAUGCAUCAAGAAAGCUUUGGUGGAUCCCAACGCUGGUGUGAAGGACAGUGCUCGUCAAGCCUUCUGGGUUUUCGAGAGCGUAUGGCCGGAUAGGGCGAAAGCCUUGCUCGAAUCCAUGGAUUCACUGUCAAGAAAGCAACUCGAGAAGGCGUGUCCCAAUCCUGAGCACCUUGCAACGUUACCCAGUGCUUCUGCGCCGGUAACCAAGAAGAGCAGCAUCGCAGCUGCGAUAGCCGCAAGUAGAGCGAAGGCCAGGGCAAUUGCGAAUGCACCACCUACAUUAAUGCAUCAGGCGACCUCAACGUCCCAUGCAACGCGGGCAACGUCACCUCCUCACAGGCGAGCGGUCUCACCGUCGCUAUCGACGGGCAGUGGUUCGGGUGGUAGCCGUUCCAUAUCGCCUGUAAGCCAAUCACCCCACAUAUCCAAGUCGAGGGGCAUGAUCGGUACCACAUCUCGCUCUGUGAACUCCAGCGUCGUCCCACUCCCUCGUUCGCGUGCGUCCCCAGGUCAACCGCCACCUGACUCACCGCCUUCGCCAACUCCAGGCGCGGGGUCCCCGCGACGGGUUUCGAACAUGCUUAGCAGCAGUUCCUCUUCCUCCUUCCGACGAGCAUUGCAGACUGCUCUACCGGCAUCGCCCCCUACUCAUGCAAUCACAUUCGCCGACUCCAACCCUAGGACCACACGACCUGGGCUGUCGGUUGCAGUUCCUGUUCCCCGCGAGUCUCUGACCUUAGCGGCGCUGAGUGGUAUGGGUGGAGCGGAUGACGAAUCGCUCCUUUUGGCGACGAAGAUCCCUAUCCCGGAGGAUAGUGAUUCCGACAUGGACGAAUCGAUGGAUCUCGUUUCGUUCUCAUCACCAUACGAAAGGUACCCACCUGCUCCGAAAUCUGAUUCCCAGGCUGGAUCAUUCUCGCCGAAGUCAAGUGGCUCGAGGCCUGGCCCGUCAAACACGCUUUCAACAUCCACGAAUUCCCCGCCUGCUGGUGUUCCUCGGCCAGUCGUGGAGGAUGCUCUGCGAGCACGUGCAGAGCAGGCGGAAAGUGCGGCGGAACGUCUGCUGGAACUUGUGGACCCUGAGGAAGAGAACAUGCAGGUCUCACCGCUACCUCCGCCGCUGUUAUUGCGAAAUAUUGAAAGUACCCCUACAUCACACAAGAGGCCAUCAGCGAGUCCAAGUAGCAUUCGGGCCGCUCCAGCUCCGCCGAGGACUCCGAAGAAUAAGGACUCGUCUAUUCUAAGGCAAGCCGCACUGUUUCAAGAUAGUCCCGCGCCGAACGGCAAACCAGGCUCCUUGUUUGAUAUGGUGGGCGUCAAGGAUAAUGCAACGGAAUGGUGGACAAAGCGGACGUCGCUCAUCAACAUAACUAGUCCGAUCUUGGGGCUUCAUACCGAUGGUCGCGUGCGAGAACUUGAAGAAUGCAUUUACGCGCUUGAACAAGAUUCAGUGGAUGUGCCCAUACUCAAGAGCUUGACGCUUCUGUGCACCCAAAAUCCAGUAGAAGAGCAGGGUUCACUCAUUAACUCGGAGUUUUCCGCAUCUCCCGCAUCGUCACUAUUUGGCGGCUCACAAUCGCCGUCCCCAAAUGCGGAUUUGUGGACCCAAGAGAGGAGAUUUGAUCGACUUUUCAAAGCUCUCAUCAAGUCUUUAGAUCCCCGAAAGAAGUCAGAGAUCCUCGAGUACGGCUUGAUCGUACUAUGGGAGAUGCUGUCCAAUCAGGGCCCUCUGCUUGAGGGUAAGGAGGCUGACAUCUUCACGAUGCUGUUGGAGAUCAGGUAUUCCGCUCUCGCAAUCGUGAUGCAGGCAACCAACAUGUUUCGGGAUGCUUUGACGAGCCAAAUCGAACCCGUGUAUGGGCUGACCACUCUCCAUGCGAGCCUGCGUGCGUUUAGGGACGCAGCUAUACCUGAAAUGGCAAACAUAGAUGUCAGAGACGGAACGUAUGCGUUCGGUCUUAUCUCGAUAGGCAAAUUUCUCCUUCGUUUGCCAGCUGAAGUGUUGGAGGAGGAACUACCCCGUCUCCGGACAACUCUAAUAACUGCCCUCACAGACGUGUCAUCAAGGUCUUCGCUUAUGGUGCGCGAGGCCGCGGCAGCUGCCAUCAUCGCUGCACAACUGGUCCUUCGUGAUGAGGCCCAUCUGUUUGUCUUGCUGGAUGGUCUUCCGGAUGACAAGAAGAACCUCUUGACGUACUUGUUUGAUAAGCAUGGCUCCCGGAGCUCGCACGAAUUCAGCGCUCCUUCUGGGAUCGAGAAGCUUGAGCGCGAGAUGCGGCGUCUAGACAAUCGGACAAAUACACCGCCGCGUUCGCAGACCGCUUUCGUGAUUUGAUAUGACCCUGUUACGACACCUAGUAUUAAUUGGCAUUAACCUGUAUAUGUCGAGCUUUCCUGUUGUCGCUUGUCCUCGCAGUUCCGACCAAUCAUAUUCUCACGUGCAUUGUCUCCCGAUCUCAAUUGCGGUACCCUGCAGUUUCUUUCCUACCCUGACCUUCUUAGCCAUUCCGUUUGAGAGAGGCCGGCCCUACGGGAUGUGAUGGUUUUUACGCGUGCAUCAGCUGGUCAAAUGAAUUCAAG